This is a messenger RNA of Sphaeramia orbicularis (orbiculate cardinalfish), 2385 nucleotides long. Its product is annotated as vascular endothelial growth factor C-like. The transcript is spliced from 8 exons. Gene Ontology annotation, molecular function: growth factor activity; vascular endothelial growth factor receptor 3 binding; chemoattractant activity. NCBI's taxonomy places the organism in Eukaryota, Metazoa, Chordata, Actinopteri, Kurtiformes, Apogonidae. The record is from RefSeq and is a predicted model, not a curated record. Gene Ontology annotation, cellular component: membrane. Gene Ontology annotation, biological process: vascular endothelial growth factor receptor signaling pathway; positive regulation of mast cell chemotaxis; positive regulation of angiogenesis. Bases 367 to 1620 code for a protein of 417 amino acids.
GAACAGACUAAGGAGGAGAACAGACUGAGGAGAACAGACUGAGGAGAACAGACUGAGGAGGAGAACAGACUGAGGAGAACAGACUGAGGAGGAGAACAGACUGAGGAGGAGAACAGACUGAGGAGAACAGACUGAGGAGGAGAACAGACUGAGGAGGAGAACAGACUGAGGAGGAGAACAGACUGAGGAGCAGUUCAGUCUCCUAACACGUCAUCAUCAUGUGUUGUUCUUCAGUGUGCUUCCUGGGUUCAGUCAGUCUGAAACAGAACAGCUGUGUUCCAGGAUAGGAGGAACCACAGCUGAAGGAGCACACACUGAACUGACACACACUGCUCCUCUGCUCCUCCUCCUCUGGUCCUCCUCACUAUGUGGACUUCAGCUGCUUUCCUGUGGACCUGUUCCCUCCUCUGUUGGUCCCUGGCUCUGGCUCUGGCUCUGGAUCUGGAUCUGGAUCAGGAUCAGGAUCAGGAUCAGGAUCAGGACUACCCAGACUACUACCACAUGGACUCUAAGGUGGCCCAGGUGGCCCAGGACCAGCCCAGUGUGGACUCUGUGACCAGUGUGGACCAGUUAGUCCAGCUUCUCUAUCCUGAAUACGGCGUCCUCCAAUACUGUCUGAGGAGGAAGGCCUUAGACACGCCCCCGGCUUCAGCCACGCCCCCGGUCCACGCCGCCCAUGAAGACCUGUGGGGGGGUUGGCCCAGGGAGGAGGCGCUCUACAAAGUGGACGGGACUUUGGCGAUUAUUCUCCAGGAGAUCCAGAGGACGUCCUGUCAGCCCAGGGAAGUGUGUGUGGAGGUGUCCAAAGAAUACCCAGAAUCCACUAGUCACUUCUACCUGCCUCGCUGCGUGGCGCUGCAUCGAUGCGGCGGAUGCUGCAACAACGAAGCUUUUUACUGCACGAACACAAGUCACACCCUGGUCAACAAGACGCUCAUGGAACUGGCCCCACCCAGGAUGGACCGGACCGUUGUCAUGGUAACCUUCGUCAACCACACCUCCUGCGAAUGCCAGUCCAAGCGGCCGCUCCAUACCAUAAUACGGCGAGCGGCAGCGACACAUGAGCUGUGUCCCGCCCCUGAUGCUCCCUGCACCUCUGGAUCAUUAUGGGAUGCAGUCAACUGUGUGUGUGUUUCUAUGGAAACCACAAAGGCCUCGGACAGAGACGCUGAGGUUCUGGACCUGGGUCUUCUGGCUCUAUGUGGACCACACCGGGUCUUAGAAGAAUCCACAUGUGAGUGCGUUUGUCGGAACGGACUGACGGAGGCCAGCUGUGACCCGGGAUGGAAACUGGACCAGCACACUUGUGAAUGCCAGUGCGAGGGUCACCGGGAGGGGAGGUGGUGUCCUCCAGGCCAGAGGUGGGAGGAGGAGCUGUGUGGGUGCGUGUGCGACGCCCACUGCCCCGGGAAUCAACCCCUCAACCCUGACACCUGCCUGUGUCAGUGCAGAGAGAGUCCACAGUCCUGUUUGCGGCAGGGCAAGAGGUUCAACCCCAGCACCUGCAGUUGCUAUCGGUUGCCGUGCAGGAGGCCCAGGCGUCUGUGCCUCUCUGGUUUCUACUACAGUACUCAUGUGUGCCAGUGCAUCCCCAACUACAUGAGACCUGAGUGGAAUUGAACCAACAACCUCAGGAUGGACACGAUGGACACACUGGACAGACUGGAGACAUUUGGACCCAAGACAGACAAACCGGAUGGACAGUAGCACAUAUAUGAACGACAGCACACGUAUGGACGACAGCACACAUAUGAACGACAGCACACGUAUGAACGACAGCACACGUAUGAACGACAGCACACGUAUGAACGACAGCACACGUAUGGACGACAGCACACGUAUGAACGACAGCACACAUGGACGACAGCACACGUAUGAACGACAGCACACGUAUGAACGACAGCACACAUGGACGACAGCACACGUAUGAACGACAGCACACGUAUGGACGACAGCACACAUAUGAACGACAGCACAUAUGAACGACAGCACAUAUAUGGACGACAGCACACAUAUGAACGACAGCACACAUAUGGACGACAGCACACAUGUGGACGACAGCACAUAUGAACGACAGCACACGUAUGGACGACAGCACACGUAUGAACGACAGCACACGUAUGAACGACAGCACACGUAUGGACGACAGCACACGUAUGAACGACAGCACACGUAUGGACGACAGCACACGUAUGGACGACAGCACACGUAUGGACGACAGCACACGUAUGAACGACAGCACACGUAUGAACGACAGCACAGGUAUGGACGACAGCACACGUAUGAACGACAGCACACAUGGACGACAGCACAGGUAUGGACGACAGCACAUAUGAACGACAGCACAUAUAUGGACGACAGCACACAUAUGAACGACAGCACAUA